Elgaria multicarinata webbii is the source of this 3568-nucleotide messenger RNA. It is a transcript of the gene PDK4, whose product is annotated as pyruvate dehydrogenase kinase 4. The transcript is spliced from 11 exons. Lineage: Eukaryota; Metazoa; Chordata; Lepidosauria; Squamata; Anguidae. The coding region runs from base 37 to 1293 and encodes 418 amino acids. Gene Ontology annotation, molecular function: pyruvate dehydrogenase (acetyl-transferring) kinase activity. Gene Ontology annotation, cellular component: mitochondrion. Gene Ontology annotation, biological process: regulation of glucose metabolic process; protein phosphorylation. The record is from RefSeq and is a predicted model, not a curated record.
UCGCCCCGUAGCCCUAUAGCAACCGCGGAGGGAGCCAUGAAGGCCGCUCGGAUCGCCAUACGGAACGCCGCUCCCUUGGUCGCAACGGGAGGUGGCGGCGGCGGCCGGGUGACUCGGGAGGUGGACCAUUUCGCUGGUUACUCUCCGUCGCCGCUGUCCAUGAAGCAGUUCCUGGAUUUCGGAUCAACUAAUGCAUGUGAAAGAACUUCUUUUUCAUUUCUCCGGCAUGAACUUCCUGUGCGGCUAGCAAAUAUUCUGAAAGAAAUUGACCUCCUCCCUAGUCCAUUGUUGGGCACUCAAUCAGUACAGUUGGUAAAAAGCUGGUAUGUCGAAAGCUUAAUGGAGCUAGUGGAGUUCCGUGAGAAAAAGUCAGAUGACCACAAAGUUCUAUCUGACUUUAUAGAUGCCAUUGUUAAAGUCCGAAACAGACAUCACGAUGUGGUGCCCACAAUGGCACAAGGAGUACUAGAAUACAGAGAUUCUUCUAAAAUGGACCCAUUCAUCAAUCAAAACAUUCAAUACUUCUUGGAUCGGUUUUAUAUGAACAGGAUAUCCAUCCGGAUGCUAAUAAACCAGCACACACUUAUUUUUGAUAACAGUAACAAUGUGGGCAAUCCACGGCACAUUGGAUGCAUUGACCCUUGCUGUGAUGUUGUAGAUCUGGUGCAUGAUGCUUUCCAGAGUGCCCAGAUGCUUUGUGACCAGUACUAUUUUGGUUCUCCAGAAUUAAAGCUGACUCAAGUGAAUGGAAAGGCAGCCGGACAGCCUAUUUAUAUAGUAUAUGUGCCUUCCCAUCUCUUUCACAUGCUGUUUGAACUCUUCAAGAAUGCAAUGAGGGCAACAGUUGAACAUCAGGAAAAGAAACCUUCCCUUGAUCCUAUUGACGUGACCAUUGUACUUGGAAAAGAAGACCUGUCAAUUAAGAUAUCUGAUAGAGGUGGUGGUGUUCCAGUGCGGAAAAUAGAAAGUCUCUUCAGUUACACAUAUUCUACAGCACCAAAGCCUGUGAUGGACAACAAAAACUCUGCUCCUUUGGCUGGUUUUGGUUAUGGCUUACCAAUUUCUCGCCUGUAUGCGAAAUACUUUCAUGGGGACCUCAAUCUGUGUUCCAUUUCUGGUUAUGGAACAGAUGCUCUUAUUUACUUAAAGGCCCUUUCCACAGACUCUAUAGAAAAACUUCCUGUUUUCAACAAGUCUGCUUAUAAGCAUUAUCAAACAUCUAUAGAAGCAGAUGACUGGUGUGUUCCAAGCAAAGAACCAAGAAACUUGGCAAGGCAGAGUGCAGUUGCAUGAAGUCUGCAUUUGUCCAGGACAUUUGAAAGGGGAUCAAACCAAUGUUUCGGUUAGGACUAAUGAAACAAAUAACUUGACAUCACUCCUGUUCUAUCUCAGGACUUAUGAUAGAGAAGAAAAUAUCAUAUGGAACAGGUGAUUACAGCUUAGACUGUACAUGUACUGUACUUGUAUUACAGUAUGUAGAAUGAAAACCGAUAAGUUAGGAGAUCAAAUGCAUAGGAAGGUGUGCAUAUUGUUCUUUUUAAUCUUUUGAAAUUUAGAUUAACACUCCACCAAGCACUAAUGUAUUCAGACUUCUGAGCUAGGACUCGGUAUGUUUAAAAACUGUAUGUCAUGGUUAAACUCCAACACAAAAUAUUUAACCUUUUCCCUAAUCCAGUCACUAGUUAUUUCAUCCAAUUACAAAAUUGUGACUUUAGUUAUAUUUAUGUAUAUCUGACACACUCACAGAGAGCCUAGUUGAAAGAUUAGUGACAAUAGUGUUACCUUGACUGCAGUUAAGUAGUUUGACUUGAUGAAAUGCUGAGACAAUAGUACAAUAGUGAAAGUUGCAUCUUUCUACUCUUACUCCAAGUGGUAAAUGUUACUUAAAUUCUCUCCCACCCAUUCCCCCACACACCUGAACAGCUAUAUUUCUAUACAACAUCUUUCUAUUGCUUUUCUAAAAGCUGAGGUUUUGUUAUUAAUGGAGAAGGGUCUUAAAGUGAUGUAAAGGAAGUUAUGGGUUUGUAUCGUAAAGACAAAGUUUAUUAACCAUAUAUUUACAUGGAGUGAGGGAACAGCAAUAAAAAUAGAGGGUUUUCAAGAGCAUUAAAAUGCAAGUCAUUUUUUAAUGGGCUGAGCAGGAUAUGAAGGUAUAUGAAAGCAGGGAGGCUAGUUCUCUGAAUGGAACUGUUCCUGUGUGCUACAGUCCAAUUGUGAAGGUUCCAGGGAGUGGAUUUGGAUCAUGGUUGGUGUAUUAGUCUGGGAGCCACCUGAUACCGUGCAACUUUCGAAAUGUGACUUUCGAAGUUUUAAAUGUUAAGAUUACACCCGUGACAUUUUACAGGGGUUUGAUGAUAAAUAGGUUAUGGAGGAUAGUGUAUCUGAAUUCAAAAGGAUUGGAAAAUGCAUACAUGGGAAACAUGAGACUUGUUAGUUCCCUGCAUAGCAGCAAAUGGUGAGAAUAGCAGAAUGGUUUCCUUUUCAUGAAGAAUCAUUGGGAGAAUAUUCAUUCCAAAUAAUUGGCACUCUUCAAAACCUAGGAGUUUGAGGGCCCAGCCAGUGACAAUCUAGGUCAGUCUUUUCUUUUAGGUAAUAUGCUAAAGAGGUAAUCCUAGUUCAUUUUAAAAGGAUCACUGUGAAGAUUUAGUGUCCAUACUCAGUUAUGGCAGCUUCAUUACUGUCACAUUUGCUGAUGUCCAUUUUGCAGUGGACAUUGGGUUGAAUAGGUAAUCCCAGCCAUGUGAGGCUAUUGUGUGCAGUUGGUACACUGUACCAACAAAAGGCUUAACAGCUAGCAUUGCUGGAGUAUUUGAUGUUUUUGUUCCCAUUGAAAAUAUAGUUCAGAUUUGGGAAAUACUGAAGAUUUUUGUUUUGUGAAGUGCCUAUCAUUAUGCUCUGAUCAUGAGGAGGAAAAUAGGUAGUUGAUAUGGUAAUAGCAAGUGUACAUCUGAGUUGCCAGCUAUAUAGCAGUUACUAAUGGUGAAGUUGUAAUAGACUGUAUGAAUGCUUAGCAUAAUAUUCUAAUGAUAUCACAGUGGCUGGCAGUAUUGGAUAAGAAGAUGAGGGUGUGAUCUAAAUCAGCUUUGUAGAACCGCACAUUUAUUCAGCCAGUGUGUUUUGGUAGCUUUGAUAAAACUUGUGCACUUUGACCUCAUACAGCGUAUAACAUCUGUUUAAAAUAAGUUGUUUUGCUAAUGUUCUAAUAACAUACACUACCAAUCUAUGCAUUGUUUCUGGAAAAACAACCAAAGGUGCCAUCUUUCCUCUGUCACAGAUUUUAUUAUGAAAUUAAAGGGAAAUGGGAUUCCUUUAAAAGCAUCUGGGCUGAAUUAUGGGGCUGGAACAAAGAUGAGCCUAGGUACAAAAAACUUGUUUGGAGAAAAAUAAGCUUUUGGUGCUGUUCGUGCUCAGCAUACAAGUCUCAAAAGCUGUCUGUGCAGAGUGUAAGAAACCCAAAAUGGAUUUGAAUUUUAGUAGACUGAGUUAUUUUUGCUACAGUGUGCCUCCUACUUCUAGGGUACUUGAGAUGUACUGUAUUUUUUUUAAAUAAAAUUAUUUUCAAAAAUGU